GCGGGGGGCACCGCGCGGGUGCAGCCACGAUGGAAGGGGGUGCGUACGGAGCGGGCAAAGCCGGGGGCGCCUUCGACCCCCACACCCUGGUCCGGCAGCCGCACACUAUUCUGCGCGUCGUGUCUUGGGUGUUCUCCAUCGUGGUGUUCGGCUCCAUCGUGAACGAGGGCUACCUCAACAACAACUCGGGGGGCGAGAAGUUCUGCAUCUACAACCGCAACCCCAGCGCCUGCAGCUAUGGCGUGGCUGUGGGCGUGCUCGCCUUCCUCACCUGCCUGCUCUACCUGGCCUUGGACGUGUACUUCCCGCAGAUCAGCAGCGUGAAGGACCGCAAGAAAGCUGUCCUGUCCGACAUCGGGGUUUCAGCCUUCUGGGCCUUCCUCUGGUUUGUGGGCUUCUGCUUCCUGGCCAACCAGUGGCAGGUGUCCAAGCCGAAGGACAACCCAAUGAAUGAAGGGACAGAUGCAGCCCGGGCCGCCAUCACCUUCUCCUUCUUCUCCAUCUUCACGUGGAGCCUGACCGCAGCCCUGGCCGUGCGGAGAUUCAAGGACCUUACCUUCCAGGAGGAAUACAGCACACUGUUUCCCGCCUCAGCCCAGCCAUAGGCCUGCCUGGCUUCCAGAGGCUAAGGGGCGCCCCAGGUCAUGGCCAGUGGCAAGGCCAUGGGGGCGGCCUGCUGCCGGGAGCGGCCAGGAUACCAGGGCCCACAGGGCAGGGGAAUGCUGGCUGGCAAGGCCAGUUCCGACCCUCCACUUAAUCGUUUGUUGCCUCCUUUAUGUUUCAUUUGUCCGUUCAUUCAGUAAACAUUUAUUGAGCUGU
Molecule: messenger RNA, 819 nt
Organism: Enhydra lutris kenyoni (northern sea otter)
Lineage: Eukaryota; Metazoa; Chordata; Mammalia; Carnivora; Mustelidae
Product: synaptogyrin 1
Exons: 4
Coding region: 30-605 (191 amino acids)
Cellular component (GO): neuromuscular junction; synaptic vesicle membrane
Source: RefSeq, a predicted model, not a curated record